CGAACAGAUUCGAAACGAGCCGCCAGUCACGCGUCCGCUGUCCUUCUCCCCCCAUUUAUUUCGUGCCGCUGCGUUGCUGUCGCCUGGUCCGGUUCCCAAUCUCAUCGCCAAGCAAUCACUCUAGCCCUCCCCACCAGCGUGACCUCGGCAGUAUGGCGAGCCCGCAGUGCUGCGCGAACCCGCCGACGCUCAACCCCGCCGCCGGCGAGGGCAAGGUCGUGGACAGCUUUGGCGGGAUCAAGGCGUACGUCGCCGGCGCCCAAGAGUCCAAGGCCGCCGUCGUUCUCAUCUCCGACGUCUACGGGUUUGAUGCGCCGAAUCUGAGGAAGAUAGCCGAUAAAGUUGCUUCGUCUGGAUAUUUUGUUGUGGUGCCAGAUUUCUUACAUGGGGAUCCAUUUGUACCUGAAGACGCUGACAGACCAAUAGCAGUGUGGAUAAAGGAGCAUACCCCGGGAAAAGCAUUUGAAGAGGCAAAACCUGUUAUUGCUGCUCUAAAGGAACAAGGAGCGUCUAGUGUUGGGGCUGCAGGUUAUUGCUGGGGUGCAAAGGUAGUUGCAGAGUUAGCAAAAGCUAAUGAGAUCCAGGCAGCCGUUAUGUCGCACCCUUCAUUUGUUACUGUUGAUGAUAUAAAAGAGGUGAAAUGCCCCAUCGCUAUACUUGGAGCUGAAACUGACAAAACAUCCCCACCAGAAUUGGUCAAGCAGUUCGAGCAGGUUCUAGCCUCUUCUAACUCUGGGAUUGCUAACUUUGUCAAGAUCUUCCCUGGGGUUUCUCAUGGAUGGACCGUGAGAUACAAAAGCGAAGACGCAGCUGCUGUGAAGAGCGCUGAGGAAGCCCUGGUGGACAUGGUUGACUGGUUUAACAAGAACCUCAAGUGAACCUAAUGAAUUAGCGGCCAUCCUUUUGUAAUAAGCCAGUGUCACUCUUCAGGAGUCAUCACGCGAGCAUCCACGGUUUAUGUUAUGGUCUCUUAGCUAUAGCCUAUAGGGCAUGCUUCUUUGUCUGCCGCAGGUCUGCUGGUAUGUGUGUGAUUGCUCAUUUCGGGGUCUGCUUGUGCUGAACACUGAACUAUUGCACUCAAAUAAAAUGUGGUAUUUGCAGUUC
Messenger RNA from Aegilops tauschii subsp. strangulata, 1104 nucleotides. RefSeq names its product endo-1,3;1,4-beta-D-glucanase. Gene Ontology annotation, molecular function: hydrolase activity. Lineage: Eukaryota; Viridiplantae; Streptophyta; Magnoliopsida; Poales; Poaceae. The record is from RefSeq and is a predicted model, not a curated record.